AUUCGUAAAGUAUAUCUUACUUUCUCCUCAUACUCUCAUCUUCCUCACCCUGUUGACAAAAAGUCAAAAUCGCCUAACCAGAAAAAUAUUGAAGAAAUGAAGAUAACCGACAAGAUAUCAAGUCUUGAGUCAGAUCAACCUUACUAUUCUUUUGAAUUCUUUCCGCCCAAAACCGAUGAAGGUUUAGCAAAUCUUUAUAAUAGACUUAAACGUAUGUCUCUUUUGGAACCUCUAUUUGCAUCAUUCACGUGGGGAGCGGGUGGUAGUACUAUAGAUAAAACAUUAGAAAUGUGCACCACCUCUCAAGGAUUAUAUGGAUUUGAGACUUGUAUGCAUUUAACUUGUACGAAUGUUGUGAGAGAAAUAGUAGAGAAUGCGUUGAAAGAAGCCAAGAAUGCAGGUAUACAAAAUAUAUUGGCCUUACGCGGUGAUCCCCCACGUGGUCAUGAGUAUUGGAGUUCUUGUGAUGAUGAAUUUACACUCGCGAUUGAUUUAGUAAAAUAUAUUCGAAAAAAAUAUGGAGAAUGGUUUUGUAUUGGAGUAGCAGGAUAUCCUGAUUCUACUGAUAAAGAACAAGAUUUAAAAUUUCUUAAAGAAAAAGUUGACGCUGGAGCAAAUUUUAUUAUUACACAAUUUUUCUACGAUGUUGAUUCAUUUGUUGAAUGGGAAAAGAAAUGUCGUGAAAUUGGUAUUAUGCCAAUUCAAGGUUAUAAUAGUUUUCGAAGGAUUACAAAUCUUUGUAAGAUAAAAGUACCCGAGGAAAUAUUAAAUGCUUUAGAAAGUUUUAAGCACGAUGAUCAAGCGGUAAAAGAAUAUGGAGUUUCCCUUACCGUAUCAAUGAUUUCAAAGUUAUUGGAAAAUAAGACAAGAGGAUUUCACAUAUGUACAUUGAAUUUGGAAAAAUCGGUUCGUUUGAUAUUGGAAAAAUUGAAAUUCGUACAAACCGAAGAAGAAAGAGCCAUGAGACGUUUAAAUAGACGUAGAUCUAGUGCCGGAUUUAUUCCAAAUGAUAUAAUUAGACAGGAACCUGAUGGAUCAGUUCCAGCCGCAAAACCAGUUAUAUGGAACGAACAAAAUGCAGAUUAUAUAGGAAAACCAGAAGAUUGGGAUAAUUUUCCAAAUGGACGAUGGGGUGAUGCUAGAUCACCUGAUGGUUAUGGAGUAUCAUUGAGAAUCCCUGUAACAUUACCUUGGUCUGAAGAACCAUUAUUAAAAGAAACUGAUAUAAUACGACCGAAUCUUAUUAAAAUGAAUGAACUCGGUUUCUUAACAAUCAGUUCACAACCUGCUGUUAAUGGUGCAAAAAGUUCCGCUCCUGAUUUCGGUUGGGGCCCAAAAGGUGGUUUCGUUUAUCAAAAAGCUUUUGUCGAAUUUUUCAUAAGUCCGGAAAUGUUUGAGAAAUUAACUAAAUCUAUUGAUAAGAAUGUUUGGGUUACUUAUUAUGCUGCAAAAAGAAAUGAUGAAUUUUUUGAAACUAAUAUAAAAGAAGAAACACCGUCUGCAGUGACGUGGGGAGUUUUUCCUGGCAAGGAAAUUAUUCAACCGACCAUAAUUGAAGAAUUAAUUUGGUAUAUCACAAUUACGUAG
This is a messenger RNA of Diversispora eburnea, 1587 nucleotides long. The record is from the annotation of a GenBank genome assembly. Lineage: Eukaryota; Fungi; Glomeromycota; Glomeromycetes; Diversisporales; Diversisporaceae.